AUGUCCUUUACUUUGUACUCAGCAGCAAAUCUCAAAGUACUGACAGUCUGUCUGUUUGUCAUGAUAGGCAAAGUGAGGAUGAAACAACGUUUUAAAGAAUUACAUGUCAAGUGUACAAACGAGAGUCAGCUGAUGCAAGUAUCUGGAUAUACCCAAAAAUAUUUUAACACAGACAAUUACAGAGCCCUGAGGGAAGAUCUGAGGAACUCGCCGAUCCAUUGUAUGUGGGAAAAGAGCUGCAUUAUCAAGACGAGAAAGGGGAGAAAAAGGAAAGAAAAAUGGUUUGAGAAAAACAUGAGAUGUUUAAAAAAAGAGACCAAAAUCUACGAUUUGAUUUCAAAUGAAACAUUAGAAAGGUCCCCCAGUGACGUCAUGAUUCGAGAACUGGGAGAUCAGACAAUAAUUGUUCGAAGUCAUCAGAAUUUCCCUUGGAAUUACAAGUAUUGUUAUACUAACUCUAUUCAUUCUUUAAAUUUUAAAACUGAGCGGAAACAUCUUGAAAUGAAAGUGGCACUGCGGGUUCUCUGGUCUGAAAUCAACGAAAAACAUGACGAACUUUUCCUUCAGCACGGAAACGUUUUAAAACAGAUAUCAAGGGGAUCUGGCUAUCUAGAAAUUAAUAUUACCGAAUUAAAGGAUGUUAAACUGAAGUUCAAAACAGAUUAUAUGCCUCUUAAAACUUGUGAGACUUCUGUGGAAAAGGGUUUUCUUAUUUGUAUGAAAUUCUUAAGCAGGGACCAGCAGAGGUAUCCUAUCUGUGAUGAAGUGGUGGACGAUGUAACCUUAAAUUCUGAGAAGAAAGGUUAG
This is a messenger RNA of Saccostrea echinata, 807 nucleotides long. RefSeq lists its product as uncharacterized. The coding region runs from base 1 to 807 and encodes 268 amino acids. NCBI's taxonomy places the organism in Eukaryota, Metazoa, Mollusca, Bivalvia, Ostreida, Ostreidae. The record is from RefSeq and is a predicted model, not a curated record. The transcript has 4 exons.